Messenger RNA from Emys orbicularis (European pond turtle), 1293 nucleotides. It is a transcript of the gene RNF150, whose product is annotated as ring finger protein 150. The record is from RefSeq and is a predicted model, not a curated record. The transcript has 7 exons. Bases 1 to 1293 code for a protein of 430 amino acids. NCBI's taxonomy places the organism in Eukaryota, Metazoa, Chordata, Testudines, Emydidae.
AUGGCAAUGUCUCUGAUCCAGGCGUGCCGCAGCCUGGCCCUCUCAACAUGGCUGCUCUCCUUCUGCUUCGUGCAUCUGCUCUGCCUGGACUUCACGGUGGCCGAGAAAGAGGAGUGGUACACGGCCUUCGUGAACAUCACCUACGCCGAGCCGGCGGCCGGCAGCCUGGAGCUGCGCAGCGAGAAGAGCGAGUGCGGGCGCUACGGGGAGCACUCGCCCAAGCAGGAUGCCCGGGGCCAGGUGGUGAUGACCGUCUCCGCCCACGACCGGCUGGCCUGCGACCCCCACACCCGGUUCGCCGCCCCGGGCCAGGGCAAGAGCUGGGUCGCGCUGAUCCCCAAGGGCAACUGCACGUACAAGGAUAAGAUCCGGCACGCCGCCGCCCAGAACGCCUCUGCCGUGGUGAUCUUCAACGUGGGCUCCAGCAACGCCAACGAGACCAUCACCAUGCCGCAUGCAGGUGUAGAAGAUGUUGUAGCAAUAAUGAUUCCUGAGCCUAAAGGAAAAGAGAUAGUGAGUCUGCUGGAGAGGAAUGUUACUGUGAUGAUGUAUAUAACAAUUGGAACACGCAACUUGCAGAAGUACGUCAGCCGUACCUCAGUGGUGUUUGUCUCCAUCUCCUUCAUCGUGUUGAUGAUCAUCUCCCUGGCAUGGCUGGUCUUCUAUUAUAUCCAGAGAUUCCGAUAUGCAAAUGCCAGAGACAGAAACCAGCGCCGUCUUGGAGAUGCUGCAAAGAAAGCAAUCAGCAAGCUGCAGGUCAGAACAAUCAGGAAAGGUGACAAGGAAACUGAGCCAGAUUUUGAUAACUGUGCAGUUUGUAUUGAAGGUUACAAGCCCAAUGAUGUUGUCAGGAUCUUACCAUGCAGGCAUCUUUUUCAUAAAUCUUGCGUAGACCCGUGGCUGCUAGACCAUCGCACCUGCCCUAUGUGUAAAAUGAACAUUCUAAAAGCUCUAGGGAUUCCGCCAAAUGCGGAUUGCAUAGAUGAUAUACCUCCAGAUUUUGAAGCUUCCAUAGGAGGACCGCCAACUAAUCAGAUUACAGGAGCUAGUGAUAUAACCGUGAAUGAAAGCUCUGUAGCUCUGGAUCCUCCUGUCCGGACUGUGGGAGUACUACAAGUCAUCCAGGAUGCAGAUCCUCUUCCCCAGGUUGGGGAGGGUAACUUCACAACAAGUAGUGAACAGGAGCCAGCAGUCAGCAGUGAUUCUGAUAUAUCAUUGAUUAUGGCGAUGGAGGUGGGACUGUCUGAUGUGGAGCUUUCCACUGACCAAGACUGCGAAGAGGUGAAAUCAUGA